This is a messenger RNA of Closterium sp. Yama58-4, 1590 nucleotides long. NCBI's taxonomy places the organism in Eukaryota, Viridiplantae, Streptophyta, Zygnematophyceae, Desmidiales, Closteriaceae. The record is from the annotation of a GenBank genome assembly.
AUGGCGUACGAUCGGUACACCCGCGGAACUCCGACUUUCGACGACCUAGACGAUCGCGAUGCGCCGUACGGCGAUCCGACCGCGUCGUCCGACAACGACGGCGUUCCCGACGUCGUUAAGACGUUCGUCGCGUUUCUCUACCGUCACAUUCGCGAAAACAAUGUCUACGAGAUCCACCAGAUGUACGAGAACAGCUUCCACAAGUUAUCGCAGCGACUCUUUAGCGAAUCGCCGUGGCCGACGGCGGAGGCGAUCGCGCCGGUGGUGGAUCACGACCACGUGUUCUGCCUGCUGUAUCGCGAGCUCUACUUCCGCCACGUGUUCGCGCGGCUCCAGCCGACGCUGGAGCAGCGGUGCGAGUCCUGGGAGAAUUACUGCAGCCUGUUCCAGGUGGUGCUGUUGGGGAAUCUGAACGUGCAGCUGCCCAACGCGUGGCUGUGGGACAUGGUGGACGAGUUCAUCUACCAGUUCCAGUCCUUCUGCCACUUCCGCGCGAGAGUCAAGAGCCGCACCGAUGAGGAGAACGCGGCCCUCAAGCAGUGCGGAAAUGUGUGGAAUGUCUACGGAGUGCUGAACUACCUGCACGCCCUCGUGGCAAAAUCGAAUAUUCUCGCAAUUCUCGAUGAUGAUUCGGACGGGGGAGCAGCAGCCAUGUUCCUGGCGACGGAGGGCUACGACAUGACCGGAGCAGGGGGCAGCAACGUGGAGCGCGUGUUGGGGUACCUGUCUCUGGUGGGGCUGCUGCGCGUGCACUGCCUGCUGGGGGACUACCACACAGGUCUCGUGAAGCUGUCGCCUAUUGAUGUUGGGAGGCCGGGCGUGUUCCAGCGAAUCACGGGCUGCCACAUCACCGCCAUGUAUUACUAUGGCUUCGCCAGCCUGAUGUUACGCAGGUACGUGGACGCCAUAAGGGCAUUCAACCAGGUGCUCCUGACGCUCUCCAAGGCCAAGCAGUAUCACGAGUCGCUCCCCCAGUAUGACCAGAUUCUCAAAAAGACCGAGCAGAUGUACGCGCUUCUCGCCAUCUGCCUCUCGCUCUGCCCGAACGGAAAACUUUUGGAGGAGUCGGUCAACGGGCAGCUGCGCGAAAAGUUUUCGGACAAGAUCCAGAGGAUGCAGCGCGGCGACGAGGCAGUUUUCGACGAGCUGUUUUCGUUCGCCUGCCCGAAGUUUGUCACGCCUGCCCCUCCGGUGGAGGAUGGGGGAGAGCCGGUCAAUUACAACCAGGACGCCUACCGUCUGCAGCUGAAGCUCUUCCUGGCGGAUGUGCGCUCUCAGCUCGCCCUGCCAGGCCUGCGAUCUGCCCUCUCUCUCUACUCUGCCAUCUCCCUGCCCCGCCUCUCCACCUUCCUGGAUGUUUCCGAGACCACCCUCAGGACCGCGCUGAUCACCCUUCGCCACAAGAACACGGUUGUGGAGGCGGAUGGCUCGGUGCUGCCCAAUGCUGAGCUGGACUUCUACAUCGAUGAUGAUUUGGUCCAGGUGGUUGAUCGUAAGACCACAAGGCGGUUUGGGGACUAUUUCAUCAAGCACAUUCUCAAGUUUGAUGAGCUUGCAGGGCAGCUUGAGAACGUUCAGCUAGUAGUGUAA